CUCCUACUUGCACGCCGCUCGACGCUGCUGUUGCACUGGCCGCAUCUCGGACGAUAAAUGAGCCUGCACGAAUCGCACAUGGAUCGCAGCAUCACCCCAGUUAAGCUGAGCCGGCCUGGCUCGAUGGCUGCUGACGAGGAGAGCGGGGGCAUCGAUCCUCGAAUUGAACAUUCGGCAACGCUCAAGAUGGAUCUCGUUAUAAUACCUCUCGUCGGGAUGUACUAUUUGUUGUCUUUCUUAGAUCGCGCGAACAUCGGAAAUGCAAAAAUUGCGGGUCUAACGAAAGACCUCAAGAUGUCGAACACCCAAUUCUCCACGGCACUCACUAUCACUUAUGUACCGUACAUUCUGAUGGAGCUGCCCAUGAAUCUUGCUAUGAAGCGCUACGGAGCUAACGUCACUCUUCCGGCGAUGGUCACACUUUGGGGAAUGGUUUGUGCUUGCCAGGGUGCCGUAAAGUCAUAUGGCGGGCUUCUCGCUUGCCGAUUCUUCUUGGGCGCUCUUGAGGGCGGCCUCUUCCCUGGAAUUGUGCUGUACUUGUCCUCUUUCUACAAGCGACAUUCGCUCCAGAUGCGCUUUGCGAUGAUGUUCAGUGUGACCUCUCUCGCCGGCGCAUUUUCAGGCCUCCUUGCAGCCGCCAUUCAAAAUAUGCAUGGUAUUCGUGGUCUUCCUGGCUGGGCGUGGAUCUUUGUAUUAGAGGGCCUGUUCACAACCGUCUUCGGUAUCGUGAGCUGGUUCUUCAUACCGGCUACGCCCGCAGAUGUUCCCUUCCUCACUCAGGCUGAGAAAGAUACGUACGUCCGUGCGCUUGUUCAAGAUUGGAGCGGCGACACGGACGCAGAUGGGCAGGCGACGGAGGUAUUCAGCUGGAGUGAGGUGUGGAGCACGUUUACGGACGCGCCUCAUGUGCUGUUGCUUUGUUUGCCCCUCUUCUUUAGCGGCGUCACACUCUAUGGGAUGGCAAACUUUACGCCAACAAUAGUGAACGCCCUUGGAUUCUCAGCAACUCGGACACAGUUGAUGACUGUACCGCCAUAUGCUUGCUCGUUCGUCGUUAGCAUCGUCUGCUCAUACUUCUCAGACUUGUACAAGAUGCGGGGUCCCAUGGCUAUUUUUGUUAGUAUCAUAGCGGCCGCUGGCUACGCGAUAUUCAUCGGUACGACGAACAAACACGCCGACUACGCAGCCCUCUUCUUGCAGAUAAUCGGCGUCUACUCCGUUGCACCCUGUUUGAGCACCUGGAACGCUAAUAACGUCCAGCCGCAUUACCGUCGUGCGACGGCCGUCGCCAUGGCCUUCAUCGCCACCAACACAGGCGGCAUCGUGUCCACCUGGAUUUUCCUGGAUCCCCCGCGCUUCCACAUCGCAUGUUCGAUCGACCUCGCGUUCUCCCUUGGCAUCGCAGCAUGCAGCGGACGAUGGAACCGCGCGAAGGCGCUUGCGGUGGAGGAGUUGCUGAGGGACAAGGGUGAUGGCAGGAAGCCAGGGGGCUGGGACUCGAUCGAGGAGAGGCAGCGGCUGGGCGACAGGCAUCCGAGAUUCGAGUACACCCUAUGA
Messenger RNA from Heterobasidion irregulare TC 32-1, 1557 nucleotides. Its product is annotated as major facilitator superfamily. The transcript has 12 exons. Gene Ontology annotation, cellular component: membrane. The record is from RefSeq and is a predicted model, not a curated record. Gene Ontology annotation, molecular function: transmembrane transporter activity. The coding region runs from base 58 to 1557 and encodes 499 amino acids. Gene Ontology annotation, biological process: transmembrane transport. Lineage: Eukaryota; Fungi; Basidiomycota; Agaricomycetes; Russulales; Bondarzewiaceae.